This is a messenger RNA of Aspergillus tanneri, 639 nucleotides long. RefSeq lists its product as uncharacterized. The transcript has a single exon. The coding region runs from base 1 to 639 and encodes 212 amino acids. Lineage: Eukaryota; Fungi; Ascomycota; Eurotiomycetes; Eurotiales; Aspergillaceae. The record is from RefSeq and is a predicted model, not a curated record.
AUGAACAAUAAUCUCAUCAUCGCCACCAUCGUCAUCCUCGCGCUCACCGGAUGUGCAUGCGGCUGGCUCUACUCACUCCGAUGGCGCUCUGAAGUUCGAGACGGUUUACUGGAGGCCAGUGCAGAUGUCCGACAGAGGAAGAUGGAGCUGAGGGCUAUAUCCCGAGGACGGGCUCAAAGACGUACACAAGAGAGGUCCCAGACGCGAUCAUCUCCCCAGCCUGCGAGACCUUCUGGUUCCUCUAAACGGAAGCCAAAAGUUGUCAACGUGAAAAAGACACAACAGCGCCAGAAACAACCGCGGCAACAGCAGACAUAUAUUUCUACCUCUGAGCAAGAUCAAUGGGGUAGUCGUAACGAUGGUGCGGCGCCAGCGGAGACUACUACUGAAAAUGAGUGGGCAAAUGCGGAUACAUCAGCUACACAGUCAACAGAAGGGCAACCUCCAGCAGAUAGUGAAUGGUCGAGCAAUGCUGGAGAGACAGGCGGGUCUCAGACACCCGAUCAGCCCGAAAGCUCUGAAUGGACUGCCGACAAUCAGACACAAGGUGGAUGGCAUGCAGAUGAUGGAAUGGUACAAGGGGAAGGAAAUACAACUCAGAAGAAUAACCAGCAGCAGAGUAAAGGCACUAACUGGUGA